Daldinia vernicosa is the source of this 2368-nucleotide messenger RNA. RefSeq names its product PLP-dependent transferase. NCBI's taxonomy places the organism in Eukaryota, Fungi, Ascomycota, Sordariomycetes, Xylariales, Hypoxylaceae. Gene Ontology annotation, biological process: carboxylic acid metabolic process; sphingolipid catabolic process. The transcript has 3 exons. Gene Ontology annotation, cellular component: endoplasmic reticulum. The record is from RefSeq and is a predicted model, not a curated record. Gene Ontology annotation, molecular function: sphinganine-1-phosphate aldolase activity; pyridoxal phosphate binding. Bases 212 to 1915 code for a protein of 567 amino acids.
GUCGUAGCUUCGUGUUCCACGGAUCUGACGAAACUUAUACUUAUCUUGGGAUUUUCUGGGGUUAAUUAAUUAGAUAAAAACCAAUAACUACACACACACAUAUUACUUUGAAGUCUCUCUCGAAUCUCCUUCCUCUUAAAUGUCCUGGAUAGUUUAGACGGAUUUGAUUGUUUGGCAAUUGAGCCCGUUUUGGUUACAAUUAGUCGACACCAUGCCGGGUUCUUCGAGAAUGCCUAUUAGCUUGCGCGAAAGCUUUGAUAGCGUGAAGAAGCGAUCUCGGACGAUCGAUCCUCGGCAAGUCUUCAAUGUCGAAAUACUUAAGAACAUUAUUUUCUUUUUCUUCGUACUGCGCAUAGUCCGCCGAACGUUUUGGAAGCUGAAGGGCCGCGGCAUCUUCGGUACUAUAGCAGAAUUAUACCACGAUGUACGACGUGUGCUAUACGGUUAUUUCCUGCGUGCCCCGGGCGUUCGAACCCAGGUACGGAAACAGAUUACAGAAUCGUUAGCAAAGAUACAAGCAAAGAUGAUACCUGCCGACAGUACGCGAUACACCACAUUACCAAAAGAAGGCUGGACGGAUGACGCCUUACGAGCCGAGCUCGACAAGUUGGCAAAUAUGGAACAUACCAGGUGGGAAGACGGCUACGUGUCGGGGGCCGUGUACCAUGGCGAGGAAGAUUUGUUGAAGCUGCAGACGGAGGCCUAUGGAAAGUUUACAGUUGCGAAUCCGAUACAUCCAGAUGUCUUCCCCGGAGUGCGAAAGAUGGAAGCCGAGGUUGUCGCAAUGGUUCUCUCCAUGUUCCAUGCCCCGCCCAGCGCUGCCGGAGUAUGCACCAGCGGUGGUACCGAGAGUAUCUUGAUGGCAUGCUAUGGUGCGCGGCAGAAGGCAUAUGCGGAGCGUGGCGUAACGGAACCUGAGAUGAUCCUCCCGGAGACGGCACACACGGCCUUCCGGAAAGCUGGCGACUACUUCAAAAUCAAGAUUCACUAUGUGCCUUGCCCUGCUCCGACAUACCAGGUGGAUGUCCACCGUGUAUCUCGUCUUAUUAACUCCAACACAAUUCUCCUUGUCGGUUCUGCGCCCAACUUCCCUCAUGGCAUCAUGGACGACAUCCCGGCCCUAUCCAAGUUAGCCCUGAAGCGCCGUUUACCGCUACACGUAGACUGCUGUCUAGGUUCUUUCUUAGUCCCUUUCCUCGACAAGGCCGGUUUUGAGACGGAACUUUUCGACUUCCGCCUCAAGGGCGUCACCUCCAUCUCCUGCGACACGCACAAGUACGGCUUCGCGCCCAAGGGCAGCUCCACAGUCCUCUACCGCACCCAGGAGUUGCGUACGUACCAAUAUUUCGUCUCCCCCGACUGGUCCGGCGGCGUGUACGCUUCCCCCGGAAUCGCGGGUUCCCGCCCCGGCGCCCUCAUCGCCGGGUGCUGGACCAGCAUGAUGCGAGUCGGUGAGGCCGGAUAUAUCGACUCGUGCGUCAAGAUCGUCGGGUGUGCCAAGAAGAUCGCCGAACACGUAGCGUCGUCCCCCACCCUCAGCGUGGAGCUCGAGGUGCUCGGCCGCCCCCUCGUCUCCGUCGUCUCCUUCUCGGCUCGUAACCUCAACAUCUACGACAUCGCCGACGGCAUGAACGCCAAGGGCUGGCAUCUCAACGCCCUGCAGAACCCGCCCGCUAUGCACGUCGCCGUCACCAUGCCCAUCGUCAAGGUUUGGGAGCGCCUCGUUGCCGAUCUCGAGGCCGUCAUCGAAGAGGAGCGCGAGAAGGAGCGCGUUCGCGCUGUUGAGGGUAAAGCCCUGAAGGGUAAGGCCACGGGCGAUACGGCGGCCCUCUAUGGUGUCGCGGGCAGCUUGCCGAAUAAAGCCGUCGUUGUGGACUUGGCGACGGGCUUCAUUGAUUUAAUGUACAAGGCGUAAAUAAGAUUUAAAACCAAUCGUCUCCUCAUGCUAGAAAUCGAAGGGGAGGUAGAUAGUGUCACGAUAGUAUGUGUAGCGGAUGGAGCGACUCUACAGCUACUAGGCAUAUAAUAUGAUAGGACAGGCAGUGUACGUUAGGAAAGGGAGAAAGGUAACCUAGGCCGGUCAUCGAGCGGGUGGUCGGGGGGUCCAUUUAUUGGUCUGCUAAUGGUUGUACAUAUAUAUAUUCGGCAAAGGGUCAACAAUCAUAGGGGAGGGUGUAAACCUUACCUAACAUACUAAAGGGACCGUGAAAACGUCGAGUCUUUAAAGAAAAGGGGGGCCUAUUAUGCUUACCUAUAUUAUGCAUGUACAGGUACAUAUUAUUGAUAUGUAUAUAUAUUUCAUCGCGAGACAUAGCGAGUAGAUAGGAUAGGUAGUAUAACAACAACAAAGUCUUCAAUCAAUCAAUGC